AUGCGUGGCAAUAUAUCACCACCUCUGCCAGAGUUGGAAAAUGCUAAUUUUAAUAAUGAAGAUUCAUCUUUUCCACCACCACCGCCGCCUGGUUUUGAACAAGAGGAUACGAAUGACGAAGAUAUACCACCACCACCUCCUCCUCCUGGUUUUGAACAAGAAGAUGUGAAUGACGAAGAUAUACCACCACCACCUCCUCCUCCUGGUUUUGAACAAGAAGACGUGAAUGAUGAAGAUAUACCACCACCCCCACCACCACCAAUGUUCGAAGAGGAAGAUAUCACUAUUCGUUUUAAUAACUUACCAUCUUCUUCAGCCCUUGAAGCUCAAAAGAUUAUCAGUAAAAAUACUUCCCAGUCACUGCUUAAAGUAGAAGAAAACAAUACAAGAAAAUUUAAAACUUUUCCUCCACCAGGUUUUGAAGAAAACCUACCUUUAGGAUCCAAGAGAAAAAAUAAUACUAAUGAAACCUCAAAAGAACAACCUUCAACAAAAAAAAGAAAACUUUUUUUGGAAAAUGAAUUGAAUAAAUCUAAAAAAGAUUGGUUAACAUUACAAAAACAAAGAUUUAGAAAAGACCUACAAAAUAAAGGUAUGAAAACACCUAUGAAGAAACAAGGGAAAGUCAUUCCCCAGAAAGUUGAUCUUCCUAAAGAGCAUUUAAGAAAGAUUUUUAAUAGUCACAUAAAUAUGUCUGGAAAGAGGUUUAAUAACGACAAGACUAUCCAUUUAGCGGCUUUGAAAUAUAUGCCUCAUGCUGUUUUAAAAUUACUUGAAAAUAUGCCACAGCCAUGGGAAAAUCAAAAGGAGGUACGUGUCUUGUAUCAUAUAACAGGGGCUAUUACAUUUGUGAACGAGAUACCAAGGGUUAUUGAGCCAGUAUAUGUUGCCCAGUGGUCUACUAUGUGGAUAGCAAUGAGAAGAGAAAAAAGAGAUAGACAACAUUUUAAAAGAAUUAGAUUACCCACCUUUGAUGAUGAUGAACCACCAAUUUUGUAUGAAGAGUCAAUCGAACCUUUGGAAGUUCCAGAACCCAUUUUUUUAGAAUUGGAUCCAGAAGACGAUAGGCUAGUUAGCAAUUGGCUAUAUGAUAGCAAACCAUUGGUGGAAAAUAGGGUAAAAGUUAAUGGUUCAUCCUAUAAACGUUGGAAGCUUGAUAUACCAACAUUGGCGAAUUUGUAUAGAUUAGCUACUCCCUUGGUUAACCAGGUAAAUGACCCUAAUUAUUAUUACUUAUUCGAUAAAAAGUCCUUUAUGACUUCAAAGGCGAUUAAUAACGCUCUUCCCGGUGGUCCAAAGUUUGAACCGUUAUUUCCUCAUGAAGAUGAUAUAGAUAACGAAGAUUUUACUGAGUUUAACAGCAUUGAUCGUCUCAUAUUUCGUAAUAAGAUAAGAACCGAAUAUAAAAUUGCGUAUCCGCAAUUAUAUAUCCCGAGACCACGAAAAGUUGAGGUUAUCAAAUCUGGGAACCCAAUAUUAUGUCUAGUAGAAAAUGAUGGAAUGGAUUUUUUCAGUUAUGACAAUCAGCUUUUGAGUGCUAUCAACUUUAAAAAAUCGGAAAAGACACAAAGAGAACUUUUACGUAGGAAGGAUGAUUUUGAAUUGUUUCAAGGUUUCAAACCCUUGUUGUGUGACGAAAGUUUAGAAUUGCCCAAUUUGGAUGAUGCAGUUUCAUUGUAUCAUGCACCCUUCCCAUUUAACCGAAAAAGUGGGCACAUGAUAAGGGCCGAGGAUGCAACGUUGAUGAAACAUUGGUAUUUACAGCACCCAGACGAAGAUGACUAUCCGCUAAAAGUGAAAGUUUCAUAUCAGAAACUGUUGAAGAAUUACGUUUUAACCGAAUUACACUCGAAAAAGCCCAUGGCACAAAAAAAAAUCAAAUUGUUAAAGCGUUUGAGAAAUACUAAAUAUUUCCAGCAAACUAAAAUUGAUUGGGUUGAAGCAGGAUUACAAGUAAUUAGACAAGGUCACAACAUGUUAAAUCUAUUGAUACAUCGUAAAGGAUUAACUUACUUGCAUUUGGAUUAUAAUUUCAAUUUGAAGCCAACCAAAACUUUGACUACAAAGGAACGUAAAAAAUCAAGAUUCGGUCAUGCAUUCCAUCUAAUGAGAGAAAUUCUAAAGAUUACUAAAUUGCUAGUUGAUGUUCAAGUUCAAUAUAGGUUGGACCAAAUUGAUGCAUACCAACUGGCAGAUGGUAUUUAUUAUAUUUUGAAUCAUUUGGGUCAUUUAACGGGUAUUUAUCGUUACAAAUAUAAAAUCAUGCACCAGAUUAGGGCAUGCAAAGACUUGAAGCAUGUUAUUUAUUAUAGAUUCAAUAAAAUAAUCGGUAAGGGGCCGGGAUGCGGUUUUUGGCAGCCAGCAUGGAAAGUUUUGGUGUUUUUUUUGAGAGGUACGACCCCCUUAUUGGAAAGAUGGCUAAGUAAUUUAUUAAGCAGACAAUUUGAAGGUCGUUCUAACGAGGUAGCAAAGACUACCACAAAACAGAGAGUGGACGCCUACUAUGAUCUAGAGUUAAGAGCUUCUGUUAUGAAUGAUAUAUUGGAUAUGAUCCCGCAGGAUUUAAGACAGAGCAAGGCGAAAACAAUUUUACAACAUUUGGGUGAGGCAUGGAGAUGUUGGAAGGCAAAUAUACCUUGGGAUGUUCCUGGAAUGCCCGUUCCAAUUAAAAAUAUCAUUGAGAGAUAUGUGAAAUCUAAAGCGGAUGGUUGGAUCUCGGGUGCUCAUAAAAAUAGAGAACGGAUAAAGAAAGGUGAGCAUGUUGAAAAAAAUGUAAUACGUAAAAAUUUGGGCAGAUUAACCAGAUUAUGGGUUAGAAAUGAACAAGAACGUCAAGAGGAAAUGCAACAUAAUGGACCAUAUAUUUCACCAGAAGAAGCCACAGCAAUAUUUUCUACUAUGGUUGAUUGGCUAUCUUCACGAGAUUUUUCACCAAUUCCUUUCCCGCCUUUAAACUAUAAGCAUGAUAAUAAAAUCUUGGUAUUGGCGUUGGAAAAUUUAAAACAGGCUUACGAAAAUAAAAGCAGGUUGGUUCAGUCAGAAAGGGAAGAGCUUGCAUUGAUCGAACAGGCUUAUGAUAAUCCACAUGAGACUUUGAAUAGGAUAAAGAAGUAUUUACUUACACAACGGUCUUUUAAGCCUGUGCAAGUGAGUAUGAUGGAUUAUUAUCAAUAUAUUCAACCACUUUACACCAUUGACCCCAUUGAAAAAAUUACAGACGCAUAUUUAGAUCAGUAUCUAUGGUUUGAGGCUGAUAAAAGACAGUUGUUCCCAAAUUGGAUCAAACCCAGCGAUUCUGAGAUUCCUCAAUUGUUGGUUUAUAAGUGGUGUCAAGGUAUUAACAACUUGCACGAUAUAUGGAAUGUCUCUGAUGGUCAAUCUACAGUUUUGCUAGAGACUAGCUUACAGCAACUUACUGAAAAUAUUGACUUCACUUUAUUAAACCGUUUGCUAAGAUUGAUAAUGGACCCUAAUAUGGCAGAUUAUAUAACUGCGAAAAAUAAUGUCAAGAUAAACUUCAAAGAUAUGAGUUACGUUAAUAAGUAUGGUCUAAUUCGAGGCCUUUUUUUUGCAACAUUUAUCUAUCAGUACUAUGGUUUGAUGGUUGAUCUAUUGUUAUUAGGUCCAGAUAGAGCACAUGAAUUGGCAGGAGGUGUGGAUUCGCCUAAUGAAUUUUUAGCGUACGAAAACCUAAACACCGAGAUUAAACAUCCGAUAAGACUCUAUUGUCGUUAUUUUGACAAAAUACACAUUGUUUUCCGCUUAAGCGAAUUGGAUUCAGAGGAUUUGAUUAAGGAUUACUUGUUGGAAAAUCCAGAUCCAAAUUUUGAAAAUGCGGUUGGUUAUAACAAUAAGACGUGUUGGCCACGUGACUGUCGUAUGAGAUUAAUGAGGCGAGAUGUAAACUUAGGCAGGGCUUUAUUUUGGGAAUUCUCCUCGAGGUUGCCGACUUCAAUAGCCACUGUUAAAUGGGAGGAUUCGUUUGUUUCUGUUUACAGUAAAAAUAACCCCAAUUUGCUAUUUUCUAUGUGUGGCUUUGAAGUUAGAAUACUUCCAAAGAGCAGGGUCAUUGAAUCUAAGUCUUAUGACGAAGGUGUAUGGGAUUUAAUCAACUUUAACACCAAAGAAAGGACUGCCAAAGCUUUUUUGAGAGUUUCAGAUGAGGAAAUAACUAAAUUUGACACAAGGAUUCGUAUUUUAGUAAUGUCAGCUGGCUCCAAUACGUUUACUAAGAUUGCAGGUAGAUGGAAUUUGGCGUUGAUAGCAUUGUUUACCUAUUUUAGGGAGGCUAUUGUUGCCACAACCUCUCUUUUGGAUAUUUUGGUGAAAGCGGAAACAAGGGUGCAAAACCAUGUUAAGUUAGGGUUAAACUCCAAAAUGCCGACACGUUUCCCUCCAGUUGUAUUUUACGCUCCCAAAGAAUUGGGUGGUUUGGGUAUGCUAAGUGCUUCACACAUUUUGAUUCCUGCUACUGAUUUAACGUGGUCUAAACAAACAGAUACAGGCAUAACUCAUUUCAGGGCUGGUAUGUCACAUACGGAUGAAAAAUAUAUCCCCACUUUAUUUAGAUACAUCACUUCGUGGGAAAAUGAGUUUUUAGAUUCACAACGAGUGUGGUCCGAUUAUGCUGCAAAGAGGAAAGAAGCCCUUCGAGAAAAUAGAAGAUUGGCCUUUGAAGAGUUAGAAGAUUCCUGGGAUCGAGGUAUACCACGUAUCAGCACCUUAUUUCAAAAAGAUAGGCACACUUUGGCGUAUGAUAAGGGGUAUAGGGCCCGUACUGAAUUCAAAAAUUAUCGUUUGGAGCAUUCAAACUCUUUUUGGUGGACUGUUGCUAACCAUGAUGGCAAAUUAUGGAACUUGAACAGUUAUCGUACGGAUGUUAUUCAGGCACUUGGUGGGAUUGAAACUAUUCUAGAGCACACGUUGUUCAAAGGUACUGGAUUUACGUCCUGGGAGGGGUUGUUUUGGGAAAAGGCAUCUGGAUUUGAGGAUUCUAUGCAGUUUAAAAAAUUGACAAAUGCGCAAAGAACUGGUUUAAGUCAAAUUCCGAAUCGACGCUUUACUUUAUGGUGGUCACCUACAAUUAACAGGGCCAAUGUUUAUGUUGGAUUUUUGGUUCAGUUGGAUUUGACUGGUAUAUUUUUGCAUGGUAAGAUCCCAACAUUGAAAAUUUCAUUAAUUCAAAUUUUCCGGGCCCAUUUAUGGCAAAAGAUCCAUGAGAGUAUUGUUUUCGAUUUAUGCCAAAUUUUGGAUGGACAAAUGGAUGUUUUGGGGAUAGAAGAAGUCAAGAAAGAGGUUAUUCAUCCACGUAAAUCGUACAAGAUGAAUUCUUCAGCCGCUGAUAUUACCCUAAAUAGUACAAGCAUGUGGAGUGUUUCCAAACCAUCACUAUUAAAUGAAAGUCACGAUGAGUUUAAUGAAAUUGAAUCGGACAAGUUAUGGAUUGAUGUUCAGUUGAGAUAUGGAGAUUACGAUUCGCACGAUAUAUCGCGAUAUGUUCGUUCCAAAUUUUUAGAUUACACUACUGACAAUGUUAGUAUGUAUCCAUCGCCUGCCGGUGUUAUGAUUGGUAUUGAUUUGGCAUAUAAUAUGUAUGAUGCCUAUGGUAAUUGGUCUAAAGGAUUAAAGCCAGUAGUUCAAAAUAGUAUGGCUACGAUUAUGCGUGCAAAUCCAUCGUUGUAUGUAUUGAGAGAACGUAUUCGUAAGGGGCUACAAAUUUAUCAAUCUCAAAUACAAGAGCCGUAUUUGAAUUCGUCAAACUAUGCUGAGUUGUUUAAUGAUGAUAUCAAACUAUUUAUUGAUGACACCAACGUUUAUCGUGUUACAGUGCAUAAGACAUAUGAGGGGAAUGUUGCCACCAAACCGAUUAAUGGGUGUGUUUUUAUCUUAAAUCCUAGGAGCGGGCAAUUAUUCAUGAAAAUUAUUCACAAAUCGGUAUGGGCUGGGCAAAAGAGAUUGGGUCAAUUAGCUAAGUGGAAGACUGCAGAAGAAGUUACUGCGUUGAUCAGAUCUUUACCGAAAGAAGAACAACCCAAGCAGAUUAUUGUUACUCGUAAGGCUAUGAUGGAUCCAUUAGAGGUUCACUUAUUGGACUUUCCGAAUAUCUCACUCAGACCUUCCGAGUUAAGGUUGCCAUUUGCUGCUGCCAUGUCUAUUGAUAAAUUAUCAGAUGUUGUUUUAAAAGCUACCGAGCCACAAAUGGUGCUGUUUAAUAUGUAUGAUGAUUGGAUGGAUAGUAUUUCUUCUUAUACAGCAUUUUCUAGGUUGAUCUUAUUACUAAGAGGCUUGAAAACUAACGAAGAAAGAGCCAAAUACAUUUUAUAUAAGGACCCAACAAUUACUAUAAGACCGCACCAUUUAUGGCCCUCGUUUUCUGAUGAACAAUGGAUUGAGGUUGAAUCCAACAUGAGAGACUUAAUUUUGGAGGAAUACAGCAACAAGUACAAUGUUAAUAUAUCCUCUUUGACCCAAACAGAAAUUAAAGAUCUAAUUUUGGGUCAAAAUAUUAAGGCACCAUCAGUAAGGAGACAGAAGAUAUUAGAGUUGCAAGAGGCCAAGCAGAAAUUGGAUGAACAAACCAUGGCUGUUGCAGAUACCGCGAUGAAAACGAAAAGUGUUAAUGCACAAGGUGAAGAGAUUGUGGUUGUUGCUUCUUCGAACUAUGAAACACAAACAUUUUCUUCAAAGAAUGAAUGGAGGGCACGUGCUAUUUCAAAUUCGUUGUUAUCUUUAAGGUUGAAAAAUAUUUUUGUUUCAUCAACAACAUUUGUCGAUCAAAAGAACGUUUAUAUUUUGCCUAAAAAUUUAUUGAGCAAAUUUAUAGAAAUAUCAGAUUCUAGAUCACAAAUUGCUGGUUUACUUUACGGCUUGUCGCCCUCCCCCGAACAAAAUAUGAUUAAGGAGAUAAGAACUAUAGUUAUGCUACCUCAAAUAGGAAAUGAAUUGUCUGUUAAUGUGUCCAGGAAAUUGCCAACAAAAUCAAGGGUCCUUGAAGGAAUGGAGUUGCUAGGUUGGGUACACACGCAAUUUAGUGAAUUUAAGUUUAUGACUCCCUCUGAGAUUUCUACUCAUUCUCAGCUUUUCAGUAGUGGUGGUACUGGUGGUUGUAUUGAUCUUUCUAUUUUUUCCACUUCUGGUAGCUUGUCGUUGUCUGCUUAUACUUUAUCUGAAAAGGGGUUUGAGUGGGGAUUACAAAAUAAAGCUAUACAUGAUACUGAUCCAGAUGGAUUUGAGCCAAGUUACAGCCAGUAUGCUCAAUUGUUGUUAUCCGACCGUAUUAUUGGUAAUUUUGUGGUUCCUGACAAUGAGUUAUGGAACUAUGCUUUUAUGGGGUCGAAUUUCAAUCCGGACGUGAAAUAUAAUUUAAAAAUUGAUGUUCCAAUAGGUUUUUAUGCUGAAUUACAUCGUGCUAUUCAUUUUACUCAAUUCAAUGAAUUUGUUGGUGAUGAUUUAGAGGCCAACCAAGAAGAUUUGUUUGAUUAG
Saccharomycodes ludwigii is the source of this 7482-nucleotide messenger RNA. RefSeq names its product U4/U6-U5 snRNP complex subunit PRP8 (gene PRP8). Gene Ontology annotation, cellular component: catalytic step 2 spliceosome; U5 snRNP. The transcript has a single exon. The coding region runs from base 1 to 7482 and encodes 2493 amino acids. Gene Ontology annotation, biological process: spliceosomal tri-snRNP complex assembly; mRNA splicing, via spliceosome. Lineage: Eukaryota; Fungi; Ascomycota; Saccharomycetes; Saccharomycodales; Saccharomycodaceae. The record is from RefSeq and is a predicted model, not a curated record. Gene Ontology annotation, molecular function: pre-mRNA intronic binding; U2 snRNA binding; U5 snRNA binding.